UGACAGCCAUGUGAUUUGGGUGGGACAGAAAAAAUGUCAUUUAUUUCACAGCUCUCACUCUUCAUUUAAACACAGUGAUACAGUGUUGCUUAUUUUUUGAGAACCAGCUACUUCUCACCAUUCUUAGUUUGCUGCCAUGACAUCAAAAGAGGAUGCUGCUGAGUUUGUGGAUAGACACAGGGCUGAGCUCAUCCAGAGGGUCCACAUGGUGAUGCCCAUAGCAGAUGAUCUGCUCAGAAGGGGCAUGAUCAAAUAUGAAAUGUUUGCUAAUAUUACAACUUCCAAGACCAACCAAGGCAAGAUGAGAGAGGUGUACAAAGCAUUGCAGUCAGGAGGGACACCACUUAAAGCAGCCUUCUACAGGAUUCUGCUGAAAAAUGAACGUGUUCUGGUCAUCAAUCUGGCUGCUGAGUUUGUGGAUAGACACAGGGCUGAGCUCAUCCAGAGGGUCCACAUGGUGAUGCCCAUAGCAGAUGAUCUGCUCAGAAGGGGCAUGAUCUAUCCUGAGGUGUACUCUAAUAUUCAAACUGCCAAUACCAGCCAGGACCAGAUGAGAGAGUUGUACAAAGCCGUACAGUCAGGAGGGCCAGAAGUUAAAUCAGCCUUCUACAGGAUUCUGCUGAAACAGGAACCUCAUCUGGUCAUCGAUCUGGAGGACGCUGUUGGAGAUGGAGAAGAUGGUUUGAACAUUGGAGAAUCUUCUUCAGAGAGCACUUCAUUGGAAGGUUAUGCUAUUUUAGGUCCUGCAUUACCUCCUGCCUCCAAUAUAUUGCCUGGGACUGGAAGAAAACCUGCUGCACUUGCAUCAGAUGAGGAAUCGGUUGGAAAGAUCACAUACUACACCAAUAACCAUCUUGGAAAAGGUGCCGAUGGAAUUGUGUUCAGCGGUUACUUCCUUUGUGAUGAUGCCAACAAGCGUCCUGCGGCAGUGAAGAGAAUUGAACUAGCAAAACAAAGCAGUGCUGAUCGAGAGGUCGCUUUGCUUCUUCAAUUGGACGACAAUCCCCAUGUCGUCCGGUACUUCUGCACUGAGAAGGACGGGCAAUUCCUAUACAUUGCCAUCGAGCUGUGUGCCGCCUCUUUAGAUAAGUGUUUUACUAAAGAAAAACCUUUUGACCUUCGUGGACUGAAACCAGUGAUGCUGCUGCAGCAGACCAUGAUAGGACUGGAACACCUGCACUCUCACAACAUAGUCCACCGUGAUGUGAAGCCCCACAACAUCCUGUUGAAAGACCACUCUGACUCAGUCACGGUCAAGAUCUCAGACUUUGGGAUGAGUAAGCAGUUGGCGGACGGCAGACAAAGCUACAGCAUGAGGUCGGGAGCCCUUGGCACCAUGGGCUGGAAUGCCCCAGAGGUCCUCGAUGACAGCAGGAAAGUAAACCCUACCAGUGCUGUGGACAUCUUCUCUGCCGGCUGUGUGUUUUACUAUGUGUUGACAGGAGGAGAACAUCCAUUUGGAAAACCCAAUAGGCGGGCUGGUAACAUCGAGGAUGGCAAAUACAACCUUGACAGAUUACAGAAAGAAAAACAUGGUUAG
Salvelinus fontinalis (brook trout) is the source of this 1540-nucleotide messenger RNA. Its product is annotated as serine/threonine-protein kinase/endoribonuclease IRE1-like. Lineage: Eukaryota; Metazoa; Chordata; Actinopteri; Salmoniformes; Salmonidae. Gene Ontology annotation, biological process: inflammatory response; protein phosphorylation; intrinsic apoptotic signaling pathway in response to endoplasmic reticulum stress. Gene Ontology annotation, cellular component: IRE1-TRAF2-ASK1 complex. Gene Ontology annotation, molecular function: protein serine/threonine kinase activity; RNA endonuclease activity; ATP binding. Bases 137 to 1540 code for a protein of 467 amino acids. The record is from RefSeq and is a predicted model, not a curated record. The transcript has 11 exons.